AUGGAUCCUAACGGCCAACGCAACGUUUCUGGCCACGAUAACAUGCUAGGACAGGACUUCCAACAGAUGCAACACGGCUGCAACACCAUGCCAAUGGAUAUGACUCCCAAUCACGCUGGCAACAUGACGUACAUGAUGCCACCCAUACCCGUCGAGCACACGAAUCCAAUGUACGGAGAGAGUAUGGGCAUGUACUACCAGCCUCCCGCAUACCCGAUGUACGACAACGGUGCGGCUUACAACGUCAAUGCGAUGCCAUAUAUGCAUCCUCAAAUGCAGCUUAUGCCGCAGUACGAUCACUACCAGCCGAGGGGCAUGGCACCUCCAGCAGCCGCAUUUACUCCGCGAAAUAACUGCCAAGAGGUGAACCCGGGGCGGGUUCCACCAUUACACAUGGGCGGCAGAGCCGUAUACCGCAAGCAGAAGGGCUUCCUAUGCUGCUGA
Molecule: messenger RNA, 444 nt
Organism: Babesia bigemina
Lineage: Eukaryota; Apicomplexa; Aconoidasida; Piroplasmida; Babesiidae
Exons: 3
Coding region: 1-444 (147 amino acids)
Source: RefSeq, a predicted model, not a curated record